AUUACUUUUUAACGGAGCAAGAUCGAAAACCAGCGGCGCUGUAUUUUGGCCACUAGCAGCACCCGCCCCGCGUUGCCAAAGAGCUAUCAAGGCCAGGCAUCAGUGAUUGCUGUUACGGGAACCGACAGAGCUUUUGUUUUCUCUGCUAGAUAAGAUGGAAUUGUGUUAAGAUGGCAAUCGCAGUCUUUUGAUGAAUAGAUCAAACCUGUGUCUCUGAUUUUUUUCAAAUUCCCUUCCGGACUUUUCUGUGUAAAUAUUUCUGUUGGAACUCAAAGUGGUGAUUAAAAAAUCAAUACCGUGUCUUGCAAUACGUUUUGCUACCUUUCUUUCAAACGCGGGCAUUCACGUUUAUUCCAAAACAAUAUACACUGGAAAAGUUGUCACUUGGAGGGCUUUACCACUGAUCUUUCUACCAUUAUGAAGGAAUUACAAUGGAUAUGGUUGUUCGUUGGCUUACUGAGUCGCCCUGGACUCACGAGGAACCCGCCGCCUGUGGAGAAUACGUCGCCCUACUGCUCGUCCGUCUUCAACGUGUGGCAGCCUGGGCAUGAUGCUCAGAUGAUGUUCAGGGAAAUCUACUCCAAGGUUGAUAACCUCACCGCCUUCACGAAAUUUGAAGUUGCUGAGCUGAAAUCCUACAUGAUCCAGGAGUUGAGCAACAUCCGUAACUCGUCGUUUUCCUUGGAGAAACAGAUGCUUCUGAAGCAGAUAGACAUGAUGGACGAGGAGUUGGUGCAGAUGAAGCUAUACACGGGAACCUCCAAAGUGAAGACAGACUUACAGUCGGUCACUAGACGAGUAGAUCGCCUGGAGCGGUCACUGUACAGCCUGCAGACCAAACUACCCAACAGUCGCCUCAGCAAGAACCGGCCCAGGCACGACAGCUUGCCCCAGCAGCAGGGCGUCAACGCAGACAUUGCAAGCAUGCUGAAAAACAGUGUAGGAGACCUGAAAGCGGAGUGGCUUCUGCUGAAGAGGGACGUGGAGUCCCUGAAGAAAGAGAUGCACAAACUGAAGGACUACCGCAGCGCCGUCCUCAAUGAUACCUUCAGUCUGAAGGUGUCGCUGGACGCAGUUUUGUCCGACUCCAAGAAGCUAGAGAUGAAGACUUACGAAGUCGCCGACAUGCAGAACCGACUGGAUGCAAAGAUAGAGAGGCUCACCUCGGAUGUAGAGCAGCUCAGACUUGUGUUGAAUGAGCACAAGGAACAAGUGGAGCAACAAAAAAACACCAUGAACACGCUGCAAGACUCAUCCGUCCGCCUUCAGCGCGAACUCAACGAAGUGCACGUGCGUCUGGCACACGGAGGUCAGAUGUCACUCACGCCUUCACGUUCAGGAGAAACCCACUCCUCCUCUCUCAGUUCCGAGAACGUGGUGCUGAACGGCCCUCCAGAAACGCGAGUGAGUGGCAAGUCUUCUACAGGAGAGCGCAGUGCCUUCCCUCAGGCAGACUCGCAAUUCCCUUCGGAUUGCCACGACGUGUUUAACCAAGGCUUCCGCGUGAGUGCAGAAUACCAGAUCCUGCCACGGUCUAUGUCGCAGAUGCAGUCUGUCUACUGCCAGAUGAUCAACGGGACGGGGUACACUCUGCUCCAGAGGCGCAUCGACGGAACACUCAGCUUUAACCGACGGUGGCUGGAGUACCAGCACGGCUUUGGCAAUCCUUAUGGGGAGAUGUGGAUUGGAAACGAAUUAAUUCAUCAGCUCACUACGCAGGUGAGCGGAGAGGAGAACAACUACCAGCUUCACGUUGACGGCUACACGGGGACUGCGGGAGACUCGCUGCUCUACCACAACAAGAUGGCCUUCAGCACCGAGGACGCGGACAACGACCUGCACGAACGACACUGUGCGGCCGAGAACAAGGGCGGCUGGUGGUACCGUAGCUGUUUCUCCAGUCAGCUGAAUGGCAUCUAUCACACCGCCUGGUACAGACAGAACAGCUACGCCGACGGGAUCGCCUGGUACACUCUCAAAGACGACGAGUUCUACUCGCUGAAGAAGGUGGAGAUGAAGAUCAAACCAGCCAGCCCUUAGACAGAUCGGGAGGGCUUCUGUAACGAGCGACCACUAUGAGACAAAGUUAGAAUAGAGGGGUAGGGGUAGGGUUUAGGGUUUAGGGUUUAG
Messenger RNA from Aplysia californica (California sea hare), 2130 nucleotides. Its product is annotated as fibrinogen C domain-containing protein 1. The coding region runs from base 418 to 2040 and encodes 540 amino acids. NCBI's taxonomy places the organism in Eukaryota, Metazoa, Mollusca, Gastropoda, Aplysiida, Aplysiidae. The record is from RefSeq and is a predicted model, not a curated record. The transcript is spliced from 10 exons.